AUGCCGCUCCAAUUUGCUGAAUUACCAAGCUCGCCAAGACAGCAGGGUAGGGCUAAGUUAUCCUUGGGCAGAUGUCCUCCUCGGUUACUCUUGCUGCGUGGGUUAAAGAAGGCUUGCAGACGAGUUGUGAAGAUCUCGGACGGAAAUGAGGAGGUACUAGAGCUGUUGGAAAUAUUGAAUGUCAGUGUGGACCAAUUCGAAAAGCUGUGGUUAGACACCAUCGAAAAGCAUGGCUACGAAAUCGAGCGAUUAAAGAAGAAGCUCCAGGAUGUGCAAACAGAACUGGAAGAGAUGCUGCCGAUGGGAGGAAAAAAUGACGGAGUCGAUAGGCUCGAUCGUGAAACGAAAUUUGCAGCUGCGUACGCCUUGAAACGAAACAGCAUUGAUCAGGAUGCCGCUUCUGUCGAAGAACUAAUUAAUGACUCCGGUGGUCAACUACGGUACAUCCAUGGGCAGCUUGCGAAUCUGGAACAAAGGAAUCAACAGCUGGAGGGAAGGAAUCAGCAGCUAGAGGAAACGAGCCUGCAGCUGGAGCAAAGAAAUUUGCAGCUGCAAGAACGGAGUGAAGAAUUAGAGGAACAAAUUCUACAGCUAGAGGAAAGAAAUCAGCUGCUAGAGGAACUGCUGCACUCAAACAUGGAACAAGACGCUGCAGCUACAGAGGAGCAUGGUAAUCAGCACCAUGUGCGGGCGCGUGUGCACACACUUUAUAAUCUUCGUUCCAUUGUCAGAUAUUAA
Molecule: messenger RNA, 738 nt
Organism: Gregarina niphandrodes
Lineage: Eukaryota; Apicomplexa; Conoidasida; Eugregarinorida; Gregarinidae
Exons: 5
Coding region: 1-738 (245 amino acids)
Source: RefSeq, a predicted model, not a curated record